GAAAUAGUCGAAGGAAAUGCCACUACGCAAAAGAGUGGUCUGCUUCCAUCCACAAAUCCUCUGGAUUCCAACGAUGCACCAGCAAUACACGCGGCGGCGCUUGAUGGCGUCGUUGUUGUUAAGGACCCGAAUGCUGGGUUUUACAUCUGUUCCUGCGGAAAGGUAAGCCUGAAUACCCAUUUUAUAGCUUACUAUGACAUGAAAUCCUCGACUUAUUCGAAUGUUAUUCGCAUUUGAUGCCUGAUGUCUAAGACUUGUCUGGAUGAUCCGAUUGUCAUUGAACCAGCCUGCUGAUUCGAAGAAGUCAUAUAAAGAAUUCGAAAAUCUAAGAGCACACUAUCGAACCCAUAAGGAGAAGCCGCUGUGGUGUACAUACCCGGGAUGCGGCAAAUCCUUUCGAAACAUGGAAUUGCUUCUUAGGCAUGGGAAGCGCCAUGUAGAUGUAGAUUCCCAGACAGCCAUUUAUAAGAAUGCCAAAACGAUGCCAGGAGAAGAUGCGGACAGCACACGUCACGCUUGGUUAGACGAUCGUAAACGACAAACUUCAACUCCUUCUGCACAAGUAUCGGAGUAUACGAGCAACGACAGAGAGUCUCCGGGUCCACCAUCGUACGACCCCUUCUCCUUGCUAGAUUACUGUUUCCAUUGCGAUCGGCAACUCCCAGAAGGCCACACAUUCGGUGGCUAUUGCUCGGAGACUUGUAGACUAGCAGACAGCAAGACCCUUUCUUCACCGGAUCAUAAACCCGAACCGAGAGCGCAGAAUAGCUUCUUCCUGCCACCACGCGCAGAUUUUGCGUCCUACAGGCCCAGCCCCGCCUCAAUCACAUCUAGUGCAGCGCCAAAAUGGCCUCCCGUAUCAGUGAGCAAGCUUUCCGAAGUUUCCAAGGCUGGCCAAGGAGUGCCAGGGAGAAUCGGACAGAAAAAAGAGUACGCUAUCAGUGAUGACGAACAGAAGGACCACAUAUUGAACAGUGAGAAGUCAACUGCAGAGCUGGUAGAAGAAGAUACGCCAACUGGAAAGACGGCCGGGAUAUCCUUACCUGCUGUAUGGAAAAAGAUUGCGGAUUCCGCUUUCGCUGCCAACCAGGGAAUCGCUCAAUCACAGGCUUCGGGACAAAGCCCAAACCAUAUUAGAGGAGAAAUCAAGGCCCCCAGCUCGCCCGGGAUUUCUCCCUACGGGAGUGACGCGGAAGAAGCAGAUGAACCGAGCUAUCCUGCUUCCAGUCAGUUCAACAAUGCUCCAGACGCAUUUAAGAUGAAUGAGCAGAAUUCAGGCGUCGCUAGCUUAUUUCAAGAGGAGAGCCCACUGUUGGAGACCACAACGGACUCUUCAACUAAAGUGGACAGCAGUGUACCAGGUGAACAGUCGAAGGGAUACCUCCAACCGCUUCUUUCCGGCUGGCAAGCAAUCGCAGCAGCGGCUUUCGCGACGAAUAGUGGCAUAGCCCAAAAUCAAGCUGUGAUGCAACUUCAAAAUCAAGCUUUUAGGCAACUUCUCAACUCAUCCGGGAGAACUCAGUCAGAAGACAGUCAAAACAACAUUCUUCGGUCUCGUCUUGAUAAUGAUGUGAAAGAUUCCAUGACCAACAAGGGAUCACAGAGUCACCGUGGGCCCAUCGACCCUCAAAUAAGAGACGGGCUGGAUAGUGUAGAGGCGAAAAACUCGCAAAAUCAUUCGAACCCAGUUUCUGGUGAACCGAUUGAGGCCACCAAGCAACGUAGUGUAUUUGAAUCAAUAGCACGCCAGGUCACUGGGAUAUUCGCCAGUUCCAGUCCCUCCUUAGCCGAACUCGCCACACAGGUUGUUCAUCAAGAAGUCCAUGGUGCACUACUCCAUGAAAAGGAGACGUUUCUUCCGGAGCAUCAAGAGAGGAAUGAAACCCCUGAAUUUGAUUCAGGGCGUCAGACUCCUCUUCGUGGUCUGGGACUAAUACACGCGAAGGAUAAUGAUGAUGCAGUCCAAGUUGGACCCAGUUACCCAGAACGAACUCUAACACACUCGGACGACGAAGCCGACUCAAUAUUUUCAUCCUACGCCGACUCCAUAUUUUCCAUUCAAUCUCUAGAGACGUCCGCCACCGCCCUGUCUAAAGCGAGCGGCUAUUCCACCACGCAGAUCGCGACGGCUACUCGCGAACUCGUAGUGAUUUUCCACACCGAUCCAAUGCUCGUGCCAUUGUACCGCAGCGCACUGGAUAAUCCAAGCAUCGGCGCAGAACGAUUACAGAGAAACCUACGGCGCCUGUUCAAAUGCUAUGCCAAAUCGUUGGAAGAAGAAGCAGGCGACAUGUUGGAACACCUCGCUUCCAAAUUGGUCUCCACAAAAGCGAGAUAUCUUGCACAAUCGAUUGUGGAGAAGUUCAAUAGAGCAGACCGUCUUCCGAACGUGUCACCGACAGUAGUUGCCGUUGAGAGCUCCGACGACGAUGAUGAAGAUGAAGAUGAAGAACGAGGGAGGCAGCCCGUCAAUGAAGACGCUUUCGAUGAUCUUGUAUUAUUCCGGGACUUCCUCACGACAAGUCGGGCUUUCCACACACUCCGUUGUCAGAUUGCAAACUUUGUUCGUCCAGGUACGGCGGCCGACCAAAACUGCAGAGAAGUGUCAUGCGAAGGCCAAAAGACGGCCACUGAGCCGCACCCGCGCGAGCAAGAAGUCGACAAAAAAGUCGUUCCACCUUCCAUUCGCGCUUUGUUUAGAAACCAAUAUAUGGAGCGCUGGUCUGCAACAGCUAAGGACUUAUUGCGGGAACUGUACAUUGCCACGGGCCAGCUCGAGCCACCACAACCCCAAAGACUAGGGCAGAGCCGCUUACGAUGGACCUGUAGAUGCGGAGAGAAACUCUUCGGUGAUGUAACAGAGCUAGAACGCGGAGGUCUUGAAUACCUAAGAAGACAGAUGCAACUUUCCUCCGGCGCACAAUUUGACACUGAUGACUUUUCGACCGGCAACUCCGGACAGAAAUAUAUAUACCAUCGACCUUUUUCUUGGGUACAGAGAGGUAUCGGAAAGUUCGUUGGAAGUAUGCAGCAGUCGUCACGUCAAACGCUGCCGAGCAGCAAUGCAUGCUCGUCGGUAGCAACUCAGGCGCCGCAGUGUUCCAUGAUGAACAAGCAAAUUCUGUACAUGAUGGCCUGCAUGCACCGAGGCCGAAGAGGGAGGAACCUACUCCAGGAUAGAAUCGAAUCCGUGACAACCGAUCGCCAGUUGUUCCGCUUUCUCAGGCAACAAUAUGUGGCACACAGAGGAAAGAUAAAAGCCGUUCUGUCACUGAGGGGUAUCCAAGGCAUCCUCUUCGUCAAGUUCCGUCUCCCAAUGGGCGGCAGUGUAGAAAUCCGCCCUCACAACAUGUGCUGCCGCGACUUCGCAUGCGAAUGCCUCCCGCCCGAAUCCAUCGUCGAGCCCGCACCUCAAGCGGAAUAUCGCUGCAGACCCAUCCCCCCUCGCACCUCCCCUCCAGUUCUCCCCGAGUAUCUAGCCCAUCUAUUCGCUUCACCCGAAUGCGUCAAUGAGCACGACACGUGGAUUCUAGAUCAACUGCCCAAGCGCAAGUGCGGUCGGCUAUUGGGAAAAGUGGGAGAGCCGGCAGAGGGAUGGGGUAUUUAUUACCAGGAGGGGUGGGAUAGGGAUAAGAUUACGUUGGUUUGCUUCGUUGUGUUUCUCCUAGGCAGUCUGGUGUUUGGGAUUUUGUGGUCGAGGUUUAAGAUGGAUGUGCAGGGUGCUUUUGGCGUCGCUGCGUAUAUGGUGACUUUUUGUGCGGUUUUGGUGGCGUUUGUUAGUACGAGGGAGCAUACGUAGGAUGCCUUGAGAGUGACACAAGCGUUGUCCCAAUUUCUGGAAUUUUACACUAAUGACCAUUGUCAAGUCGCCAUGUCAUAGUUUUAUUACUGUUCUCAGGGUGCUAGAGACUAGGUAGUUUUAUAACUUCAUUGUAGCAUCUCUACCUACAAGUUGCUAUAAUGAAAAGAAAGAUAUCCUGCAUAUUCCUGAC
Messenger RNA from Westerdykella ornata, 3992 nucleotides. RefSeq lists its product as uncharacterized. The transcript is spliced from 5 exons. The record is from RefSeq and is a predicted model, not a curated record. The coding region runs from base 263 to 3799 and encodes 1178 amino acids. NCBI's taxonomy places the organism in Eukaryota, Fungi, Ascomycota, Dothideomycetes, Pleosporales, Sporormiaceae.